Molecule: messenger RNA, 1527 nt
Organism: Knipowitschia caucasica
Lineage: Eukaryota; Metazoa; Chordata; Actinopteri; Gobiiformes; Gobiidae
Source: the annotation of a GenBank genome assembly
AUGAGCCUGGUUUCUCUCAUGGAGGACCAGGAAGAGUCUGAGUCUCUGGACCAGUGGAUGUUUCGCUUUGAGGACGUGCCCCAGGACCAGGUUCUGCUGCAGUACUAUGUGGAGCUGAACCAGGAAUCCACCAACAACUGUCUGAUUCCUGACAGCCACAUUGUUCUGAUGCUGGCGGACGACAUGGCGUGUAACCAUAGAAACCCCAAACCCGCCACGGUCUUCAGUCACAAGAACAUGGAGCUGAACGUUUACGGAGACGACGUCGAGGUCGACUACAGAGGCUACGAGGUGACAGUGGAGAACUUCCUGCGUGUGUUGACGGGGAGGUUACCUUCGAGCACGCCACGCUCCAAACGCCUGCUCUCCGACGACCGGAGCAACAUCCUCAUCUACCUGACAGGUCACGGUGGGAACGGUUUCCUGAAGUUCCAGGACUCGGAGGAGAUCAGCAACGUGGAGCUGGCCGAUGCUUUUGAGCAGAUGUGGCAGAAGAGACGAUAUAACGAGCUUCUCUUCAUCAUCGACACGUGUCAGGGAGCCUCCAUGUAUGAGCGCUUCUACUCCCCAAACCUCAUGGCUCUGGCCAGCAGCCAGGUCGGAGAGGACUCUCUCUCUAGCCUCAGGUCGGACCCCCCUCAUCAGAGCCUCAGGUCGGACCCCCCUCAUCAGAGCCUCAGGCCGGACCCCCCUCAUCAGAGCCUCAGGUCGGACCCCCCUCAUCAGAGCCUCAGGUCGGACCCCCCUCAUCAGAGCCUCAGGUCGGACCCCCCUCAUCAGAGCCUCAGGUCGGACCCCCCUCAUCAGAGCCUCAGGUCGGACCCCCCUCAUCAGAACCUCAGGUCGGACCCCCCUCAUCAGAGCCUCAGGUCGGACCCCCCUCAUCAGAGCCUCAGGUCGGACCCCCCUCAUCAGAACCUCAGGUCGGACCCCCCUCAUCAGAGCCUCAGGUCGGACCCCCCUCAUCAGAGCCUCAGGUCGGACCCCCCUCAUCAGAGCCUCAGGCCGGACCCCCCCCUCAUCAGAGCCUCAGGUCGAAGCCCCCCCUCAGAACCUCAGAGCCUCAGGUCUGACCCCCCCCUCAUCAGAGCCUCAGGUCGGACCCCCCCCUCAUCAGAGCCUCAGGUCGGACCCCCCCCUCAUCAGAGCCUCAGGUCGGACCCCCCCCUCAUCAGAGCCUCAGGUCUGACCCCCCCAUCAUCAGAGCCUCAGCACCAGCCUGAUCUGGCCAUCGGGGUUCACCUCAUGGACCGCUACACCUUCUACCUCCUGGAGUUCCUGGAGGAUAUCCACCCGGCCAGCAAGAGCAACAUGAACGACCUGUUCCGAGUUUGUCCCAAGAGCCAGUGUGUGUCCACUCCAGGCCACCGUACCGACCUCUUCCUGCGGGAUCCAGGCUCGGUGCUCAUCACGGAUUUCUUCGGCAGCGUUCGCAAAGUGGAGAUCACGACAGACGCCAUCAACCUGACGGAGAGCGCGAGGCCGAAGGAGCACAGGAACGCACUGAGGCUGCAGAGAUGGGAAUAA